Molecule: messenger RNA, 733 nt
Organism: Papaver somniferum (opium poppy)
Lineage: Eukaryota; Viridiplantae; Streptophyta; Magnoliopsida; Ranunculales; Papaveraceae
Product: F-box protein GID2-like
Exons: 1
Coding region: 89-610 (173 amino acids)
Biological process (GO): regulation of gibberellic acid mediated signaling pathway
Cellular component (GO): SCF ubiquitin ligase complex
Molecular function (GO): protein binding
Source: RefSeq, a predicted model, not a curated record
UCUCCCUUCCCUUGUCAGUGAAGAGAACCCCAGGCUCUUCAGAUUUUCUAGUAGAAAUUAGAAUCAUAAUCUUUUCUAAGAUCCAGAGAUGAAAAGAACAGCUGAUUCAUUGGAUGAAGAUCCAAAUCUCAUAAUUGAAGAUGAAAGAUUGAGGAAAAGGAAAAACAAAUUGGAAGAAGAAGAAGAGGGAGAUGAUAAGGAAAUUGGAUUUGCUAAUCUAAACGAUGAUUUAGCAAUUGAAGUAUUAAAACAUUUUGAUGCAAAAACGUUAGCUACAGCAGCUUGUGUCAACAAAAAAUGGAGUAAAAUGGCUGAAGAUGAAAGAUUAUGGGAAUUCAUCUGUACUCGUCACUGGGCUAAUAUUGGUUGUGGUAAUCGACAGCUUCGUUCGGUUGUUCUUGCUUUAGGUGGAUUUCGUCGUCUUCAUUCUCUUUACAUCUGGCCUUUGUUGAAACGAUCUUCAUCUUCUUCAAUUGCAAGAACGGUUGUGAAACCAAAACCUAACUGGGGAAGAGAUGAAGUCAAUCUUUCACUGUCUCUACUUUCAAUUCGUUAUUUUGAAAUGAUGAAUUUCAGUAACAGAAAUUUGGAUAAAAAGGAAAAGAAGUAAUUCAAGACAAGAAAGUGAUUAUCCUUAUUUAAAUCCUGAAUAUUUUCCAUUUACUUAAGUAUUUUCCGGUUUUUUUUUUUGUUUAAUUUUGCGUUUUGUUUUGAUUAAUAAAUUUAAGUUAAA